Messenger RNA from Phalacrocorax carbo (great cormorant), 1116 nucleotides. The record is from RefSeq and is a predicted model, not a curated record. Lineage: Eukaryota; Metazoa; Chordata; Aves; Suliformes; Phalacrocoracidae.
UGGAGGAAAUCUGUGACACUGAGAGGGUGGAAUUAGUGUUUUCCUCUGUCCAAAUCCUUGCUACGUUUUGUUCCUGAGGAAAAUGGGAUUCUGACUGCCUGAUGGUCGAUGGGAUGGUUUCCCAGUUAGGAGACCAGGCUGAGAAGUUGUGGCGGAGAGAGGAAGGAGGAACUGGGAAAUAUCCACCUCCUGGUUUACAUGCACUGCUGGAGCUCUAUUUGCUAGAAGGCGUUGAAGAAAUCUACAAACAUGCCAUUACAAUUUACUUGCUGCUAGACAUCAUACAUUCCUUUCCAAAUAAAACAGGAACUUCAAUCGACUCCUUCACAGCUGCCUUUGCCAUCCCUUGGAGUCUUGUUAAGUUUAUUCAAGGUUUUUGGCUUCUAGACCACAAGGACUAUGAAAACUCCCUGGCCCUGCUGGUUGAACCAACUGCAACCAAACCUGUGUCGUGGCAAGACGUGCGAAUUCUUCAGUCCCUCAUGUGCCAAGGAGAGCAUAGGCGAGCCCUCAGAUACACACAGGUUAUGAAGCUAUCGGUCUCCAGCUGUAGCGAAGUGCGGCUUUUCCUCACUGUGCUGUUGUCCAAUAGGUGCAUGGUGGAGGCUUGGGGUCUGCUGCAGGAACACACCACUAAGUUAAAGGUGGAAGAGCUAUUAAAAGACAUGUAUGACAUCUGUCAGGGGAUGGGACUAGUGGAAGACUUCCUGAAGCUGCCUUUCACAGAUGCCCAACAAAAGUGUUUGGAGAAAUUUUUACAGAAUCAUGCAAUUCUUUUAGUCCAGCAUCUGCAGCGUGCCAACUGUGUGCCAGCACUACAGCUGAACCAGGCGAUGAACGUUCAUCUCAUGCUAAGUGUAAAAGUUCUGCCAAGUGUGCCAGUUUCUCUCAGGGGUUACUAACCGGUUUUACCAGUACUCAAUAAGAAUCCUGCUUUCUUUAUCACACCAUUCUUUGAAAUACUUGGAAUAAGCCUCUAUACCUUACAUUACAGCUGAACCUAAAAGUUGAACAAAAGACGUCACUACUCCAAAGCUACCCUUUGAAGUUGGAAAUUCAAUGUUACAGGCUGUUGUUGACUCCACUUCAAAUUGUUUGUUUGUGUCUGAGGAUUAA